Exserohilum turcica Et28A is the source of this 1690-nucleotide messenger RNA. RefSeq lists its product as uncharacterized. Gene Ontology annotation, cellular component: transcription factor TFIID complex. NCBI's taxonomy places the organism in Eukaryota, Fungi, Ascomycota, Dothideomycetes, Pleosporales, Pleosporaceae. The record is from RefSeq and is a predicted model, not a curated record. Gene Ontology annotation, biological process: DNA-templated transcription initiation. The coding region runs from base 12 to 1673 and encodes 553 amino acids. The transcript is spliced from 2 exons.
CGCCGUUUGGCAUGCCUGGCGCGCCGGCAUAUCCCUCGUCGCCAUAUGCCAAUUCUCCGCAGGCCCCGGGCUACCUCUCGCUGCCAACGUCGCCCGCCGCCAUGCACCCGCCGCCCUUCCAUCAGCCGCAACCCUACCAGCAGCCCAAUGGACAGCCGCCGCCCCCGCCGCCACAGAGCUCCAUGCCCCCGCCAAAGGUCCCGUACAGCAAGGCGACGGACAACUCGGAGCUGGAGAAGGCGAAUGCGCGGGACCUGGACGUGAACAACAUCAGCGACGUGCUUACUGGAUCAGGCAUCGAUCUGCGCGCCGAAGAGGACAACCUGCUGCAGAACUACAGGAGCUUCAACUCGCAGACCUCGGCGUCUUCGGCCUCGCCGCACGGCAGCUUCAACAACUGGGGCCAGCAGCCAAACCAUGGCGCAUACCAAGGGACGGGCCCGCUCAGCCAGGAAAUGACCAAGGAGCAGCAGGAGGCCGAGUUCAUUAGGAAGCAUGAACAGGCCGCUCGCAUUCUGAACGAGUCGGCCCAGCAGCCUCUCAAUGACCCCUUCCUGUCGGCGAGCGUGUUGCGGCACCGCAUUGCAAAGCGCGGUUAUGAGCACGGCAUUCAGAUCAACGUGGAUGGCCUGUUUGAUAAGAUCCCCGACAAGGGCCAACAAGAAAUCACACGCACUACACAGACUGGCGCAAACGGCGAACAGAUCAUCGGCCUAGAGGCUGCCAGUCUGCUCAACCAGAACGCUCCGCUUGUGGAGAUUCUAACGCUGCUAACGCUGGCGGCGGAAGAGCGCGUACGGACUAUCGUUGAAGAUUCCUUUGCCCUGUGUCAAGGCCGCCAGAACACAUCUCAUGGCAUUGUUCCGCCCCAGAUGGUCGACAUUGCCGUGGUAGACGAGAACGCGCAGGAGAAGAUGAUCCGUCCCGUCAAUAUCCUAAAAACACCAUGGGAAGCCCCGGACAGCGCUGUCAGCCCCACGGCGACAGCAAGCAAGGGUCUUCCCAAUGCAGCACGUCUACCAACACCACCGAGCGAAGCACCACCAACCCCUCAGCGAACAUACCAAAACGUCAAUCACGUUGCCAAUGCGCUUACUAAACGCGUUCAAGAUGAUUACAAAUGGGAACAAGAACGACUCCGCAAGCGGGCAAAGCGGCAAGCAGGUGCUUCUGCCACGUCGGCAGAUGUGCCCGCUCUACCCAUACCGCUGCCAGAACCUGUUACCAAAAAGGCAUUGGCUGCUGCGAAGAAGCAGAGCCAGUCAGAUGUCGUUGUAUUCGGCAAAGCCAACGAGACAGCCAGCAUGGCGCUCGGCGGCAAAAAGAAGAAGUAUUCCUGGAUGACGGGCGGCGGAGGCGGAGGCGGCGGCGGGUCUGCAUCAGGCGCAUCAACACCGCGACCAGUGGCAGCAUCCGGCGGCAGUGGCACCGUAACGCCCGCAGCUCAAGCACCCGAGAAGGCUCUUGUUGGGCGCAAGCGCAAAUUCGGCGAAGGAAUUGAGCAGACGGAGACGGGUGCCGGAAUCCAACUCCGCGAUCUCAUCCACGUACUGGAAAGCGACGGCAGGGAAAAGAAGACGCUCACGCUCAUCCUAGCGCGGAUGAAGAAUACAGACAAGGACCCGAAGCCCGAAACUCACAAGGGUGCGCCUGCCGUACCUGGUCGGGUAUAAACAAGAGAGAGAGAGAG